This is a messenger RNA of Funneliformis mosseae, 897 nucleotides long. The record is from the annotation of a GenBank genome assembly. Lineage: Eukaryota; Fungi; Glomeromycota; Glomeromycetes; Glomerales; Glomeraceae.
AACAUUAAAACUUUGGAUUUUUGUGGACUUUCGAGCAAACAUUUCGGUUCGGCCCUUACCUCCUUAGCAGAAUAUAUGGGUCGUUUAAGAUUGGUUCAAGAUUAUGAGGAUGAUGAUGAAAAGGAGCCGACUUACUCAUUCCAAAGUGUAAAGAAUGUAGCAUUACCAGACCUUCAACGUCUUUCUUUACACAAUUGUUCAAUCAUCUCGGAAUAUUCCACCAUACUUACCCUACUUGCACACGCACCAAAUAUCACUCACCUUGAUUUGGGUGGUUGUUCCGUUAGUGAGAUGACACUUAAUUUCCUUGCAACUCAAACCAACGUUACAAAAAACUUAACCCAUUUAUUACUCGCCAGAUGUAAACAUAUUUCUUCUGAGGCUAUCGCUUCUUUGAUAAUUCAAUGUGAAAAUUUGAGAGUUCUCAACCUUUACGAUAUUGCCACCGCUAUUAGCGAAUAUGAUCUUAUUACCAUUUUAAGAUCUCAAACCGCCAAAAGAUUUCAAUCUUUGGAUCUUGGUUCGUCUUACGUCACAUCACGUGUUUUACAUGCCAUACAGGAAAAUUGCACCUCAGCUUUACAACACCUUGGAAUCGCAUUAGCUCAAAUUCCGUUAACCAUUCAAUUAAAUGAAUUUCUAACGUCGAUGCCAAGCAUUCAGUACAUUGAUCUUACUGGUGUGAAGUGCUUGACACCAAUAAGCAUUAGAGGCCUUUUAGAUAAUUUACAAACGAAUCAUUCACUUCAUACCGUUGAAAUGAGCGAAUCUUUAAUCAAAAACCUUUGUGCCAUCAAAGGAUGGAAGAUCAAUGACAACUUUAGUAGAAGGUAUUGUUACACAAAACUAUCCCAUGGAAGAAGGAAGAGUCCAUUCGAGAAAAUUGGAUGUGGCUGA